This is a messenger RNA of Nelumbo nucifera (sacred lotus), 3282 nucleotides long. RefSeq lists its product as uncharacterized. Gene Ontology annotation, molecular function: chromatin binding. The record is from RefSeq and is a predicted model, not a curated record. NCBI's taxonomy places the organism in Eukaryota, Viridiplantae, Streptophyta, Magnoliopsida, Proteales, Nelumbonaceae.
UCGGCGACUCGACUCUGUCCUCCCGUUUAAAACUCGGCUUUAGCGCGAGCGAACGAUUUAUAACCCAAUCUCCCUCCCUUUCUCUCUCUCUCUCUCUCUCUGCUCACCACCUAUCUCUUCACCAUAUCACUUACAAAGCCAUCUCUCUUCAAAUACCCGCCAAAAAGGUUUGUCCGCCGAUUUCCGCCUAUCGGAGCUCGAAUUGGACUCGGAAUUUUGGGCUGAUGAGAAUUGCCGGCGGUGGAGUUCGUGGCUCGCAUCGAACGUUUCGUACGGAUGGGGUUGUUCUUCGUGUGAAUGGAUGAGUUUCUUGCAGUGAGUUAGGGGUUUGAAGGAUUUGUUUGGGGAUAUGGAUCCGCCGAAUCUCGACGCCAGUGUUCCGCCGGAAGUGAAAUCGGACAGCACAACAGCUUUCGUCGGCGAAAAGAGGCUGCCCGAGAAUGACGGAGGAGGUAUUUCCGAUGCUCGGUUGCAUAAGAAGGCGAGAGGGGCUUCGGGCGGGGAUAUGAAGAGGGUUGCCGAGAUUGUUUUGGUUUUAUCGGCUUUGGGGAAGAUGCGAGGUGGGAGGAGUCCAACGGCUGUGGAGAAAGAUCUGAUGGCGGAGGCUAGGGAGAAAUUGGCGGAGAUGUGCGAAGCACUGGCUCCGAAGGAUAUUCUUCCGAGUAAUGCUGUUAGGGUUGUUAUUGAGGAUCUCGGGCUUAAUAGGUCCAGAGAUCAAAGGUUAGGGUUUCGCCCUCCAAAGAUGUCUAUCGCGGAGAAGUUGUCGCUUACAAAGAGAAAGAUGGAAGAAUCCAAGGGGUUUGCUGCACAGUCUGCAACAUAUUCUUCCCCAUUGUUGCAAGUGGGCUUUAGUGCAACAACUGAAGGCCGCAGUUCAUUAUUACAGGCUGGUCAUAGGUUUCCACCAGAAAAACCCACCCAUACACCAGUGACUGCUGGAGCUUUUCAACCUGCUUCAGCUGCAGUUCAUGUUUCUGCUCUAUCUUCUACUCCCUCAUUGAAUCAGUUGCCUGUCAAUGAAAUGCCAUCAACUACGGUGUCCCGGGGAUUGUCUACAAGCCCAUUAGAGAAAGAUUCCUCUUUACCAGUGCCUCGAGUGGAAGUGGCACAUUUCAGAUUAGAUGGAAGAUCAAAUGGGUCAGCUUACACAUCCCAAGUUCAAGCAAAUCAUUCUGGUGAUCAUUUGCUAGACAAACCUGCAACGUUUUCCUUCCAUCCUCAUUCUGCAGCGGUAGCCAAAGUUGGUCAAGUAAACAAGGUACUGGAUCAUACUCCUAUCAAAACUGAAGGAAGCACCACAAUGGCUCUUCAAGCAGCAAAAGAUCAGAUUUGUAAACCUUCUGUAAUUCAAACUGCACCUGGAAACCUGCCGAGUGCAUACCAAUCUUCAAUGGGCAUGAAUUUUAUGCAAACUCCUUCACUUUACACUAAUCACAGUGACAUUGCAAGGAAUGUUCAGAAGUUUUUGCAACCAAGGAUUCCUGAACGUCCUAACUGGAUUCCACCUUCAGUAGAUUACAUGAAUAAGACCUUAUCUUGCCAAAUAUGCAAGGUUACAAUCAAUGACGUAGAAAGUUUACUUGUAUGCGAUGCUUGUGAGAAAGGAGUCCACUUAAGGUGUCUUCAAUCCUACAAUCUAAAAGGCAUUCCUAAAGGUGAGUGGCACUGCCCUAGGUGUCUGAUAUCAAGCAAUGGGAAACCUUUGCCCCCUAAAUAUGGUCGUGUAACAAGAAGUAUCACUGCACCAAAAGUAUCUUCAAGCACAACUGGAGAUCAAUCUUCUUUAGAUAAGGUGGAAAGUUCAGAUGAGAAGAUUAAUCACCAGAAAGUAAUCAUGAAUGGAAAUCUAGGUUUGCAGAAUCCUGCCAAUGUUUGUAGUACAGGCAACAACCAUAAUGAAUUGGCUUUUGAGUUAAGGAUAUCAAAUGAAAGAGAAAUACAAGGGACUGACAUUACAGUAAACAGAAUAAAAAGUGAAACUUGCCAGGCUAUAUUAUUUGAAACUGCCCCAGCAGUUCCAGCUUCUGUUCCUUGUUCUGGUACACCAAAUCAAAGUUUGAAUCAAUCCACUCAAUAUAGUGAAUCAUCUCAAUGUGACAGAGAGAGAUCAAUGUUGGAGCUCAAGGUGUUGCCAAAAUCUGAACCUGAGCACCCUUGUCAAGAAAAACCAUCUGAUAUAGGUUUUGACACUUGUUAUGACUUGCAAGCAUCAGGUGAUUCAAAAGAUGCUGGCAAAACUAGGCCAUUGAAUUGUAUUGAAGUUUCUCCAAAUCAGCAUCCUGCUAACAAUGCCAUCUUCAAAGAGCCUGUGAUGCCUGAUUUAAAAGAGGCUUCUGAAUGUAAGACAAGCUGUGAUAUCAGGGGAGAUGCCCAAGAUGUUGCUCAAGCAAGUGCUUUUGGGGCUUCAGAUGUUGGAAAUGGAGUUAGAGACUUCACUAAGUCUUCAAUAGAUGGCUUGCAUAGUGUGGAUUGGGUUGGUGAUGUACAAGAAGUCGUAGAUGAGAAGGCAUUUUAUCAAUCUUGUCGCAUUAAUGGAGUUGUGUACAAUCUGCUAGAUCAUGCACUUUUUUGUUCUAACAGUAACAAUCUAAGACCUUCAAAGCUUCAGGCCCUUUGGGAGGAUACUAGAACUAGGUCAAAGUGGGCUAUUGUGAAUAGGUGUUAUUCACCAAGUGACCUGCCAGAAGUUGUGGGUCGACCAUGCAUGCCUGAAGAUAAUGAGGUCUAUGAAUCUAAUCAUGAAAGCACCGUAAUGGCUGGUUUAAUUCAAGGUCCAUGUGAUGUUCUUCCUUCUAACAAGUUUAAGGAAGAAAUUGAAAGACGUAUGCAUUUAGGUGAUGGGGAAAAUGAUGGCCUACGACCAGUUUUCAUCUGCAAGUGGGCUUAUGAUGAAUUUAAAGGUGUUUUCCGGCCUGUAACUGAUUAAUCUUAGUCAUGCCCAUUCUUUGGUACCAUUGUCUUUUCUAGGCUUUUCAUGGCCAUGUGAUUCCUAAGCGCUUCCUGUAGUCAGGUAUUCAUUUAAUUGCAGAGACCGGGAAAAUUGAUUCUGAUGAGAAGGGCCACGUGAGAAGCCAUGUUUUGUACAAUAUGUAGCAAUAGUCGAGCUUGUAUUCAUCUCUUUAAUUGUAAUUGCAAUUUUAAUCCUUUUUUUAUCCUUUUUGGUGACUCUCAUCCCUAGUUAAAAUUUGGGAGAGCUGUCUCUGGGUCAUUGAUUCUAAAAUGUUCUUUUUAUCAAAACGAAGAAAAAAAAAUCUCAGUUAAAUGUGUAGCGUUUUUAGUGCA